AUGUCGCCGGUGCUCCAAGAACAGGCUCGACUGUGUGUAUUCUCCACUUCGGCGGAUGGUGAGGCCAAGGAAGCCAUCUGUUGCACCAUCUGCUGCACAUCGGGUUCGUCCUCGUCGUCGCCCAUCACUGCCACCACUCCACGGUCACAGUCACAGUCUCAGUCACAGUCACAUGACAGCCAGCGUCGACGACAUGCCACCACCACUCCGAGUCCCGUGUCUAUGAUGCAGCCUAAACCUACAGGCUACGCCCCGGACGGCAUAGAAGAUCUGUCUGGGGCUGGGCUAUCCGUGGGGCUAGAGAACAGUCAUCCCGGCCCCGAUGGGGUUUACGGCGGAGACAUGGUCUUGGGAGCGGAGGAUGACUCCCUGAGGGGUCCGUAUCCUGCCGCAAUACUCAAGGACAGACCAGAGGCAACGUCAUUUGCCAACGACGGGUUCUUCUCAGGCUCACCCGUCUCAACGCAGUCACAGCCGAGAUUGCGGCCGUCUCCCUUGACAACCCUUGUCAGCCUCGAUCCACAGUUCGGGACACAUCAAGGAAGGUCUUCGUCAGAUGGCGACCAAACAAGAAACCAGGCCGGCCACUGUUACCUUGCCAUCCUCAAGCGUCUUGCCCAACUCGAGGCGGCUCUCGAUGCAGGCCCCACCCCGCCUCGACGUGAUCCUAUCAGCAGAACGCGACACAAAGGCGCUCAAGGAACGGAUCUUUUCCUGUCAAGGCCAUGGACGUCACGAUCACGACAUGGUGGGCAGCCCGGCAGCCACGGCGAGACUAGAAUGAGGCAGUGUGCGAAAGGCCAUGCACCCGAACUAUUUGACUGCGAUACAGCAACUGUCGGUCUGAGUGUGGACCAUUACACGUUCAAACAUUAUCAUUCCUAG
Messenger RNA from Diaporthe citri, 885 nucleotides. RefSeq lists its product as uncharacterized. The record is from RefSeq and is a predicted model, not a curated record. Bases 1 to 885 code for a protein of 294 amino acids. The transcript has a single exon. NCBI's taxonomy places the organism in Eukaryota, Fungi, Ascomycota, Sordariomycetes, Diaporthales, Diaporthaceae.